UAAUCAAAAUAAUUGUGAAAAGCAACAUCACAAGUUGAAGAACAUUAAAGGUUUAUCGUCAACUAACAUCAAGAAGAUAAGUAUGACAGCUCGUGAAUGUCAACAAUGGCUUUGAUAUCCGACUGGACACAAUUAGGGAGUGAUAUAUUUUACAGGAAACAUGAACUCUAUUCAAUGGAAUGGGGUGGAGGCAUCAAUCUGGGUGACUUUAUGGUUGCUGCUGCACCAUAUGGAGGACCUAUUGCCCUCACUAGAGAUGAAUCAAAAUAUACAAAAGUGGCACGUUCUGGGGGGAAGCCAAUAGUCUUUGUGUUCAGUGCUUCAGGAAGGAAGAUAGCUUCAUUCAAAUGGACUGGUGGAUACCUCCUCGCUUUUGGAUGGUCACGGAGUGAAGACCUUGUAUGUGUACAGGAGGAUGGAGCUGUUCUGUUAUAUGAUAUGUUCGGGAAUUAUCAACAUACAUUCAAUUUGGGUCAGGAGGUUAAAGAUACGCACAUAUUGAGUGCUCAAGUCUUUACAAGCCAUCGUGAAACUGGAGUUGCCAUCUUAAGCAACUCAAAUCGAAUAUUUCUCGUUAGCAACAUAUAUGAACCACGCACUAGGAAAUACCCUGAUAUUCCAGGUGGUGUUGUAGAGUGUUGGUGUGUUGUUAGAGAGGAGCGUCAUACUAAUGUCUUGGUUAGUCAGGGUCGAGAUCUAUUUCUUCUUAGUCACGUGGAGCAGCGACCACAAGCAUUGUACCCUGACUGGAGUGAACCAGGUGGACGUAUACUAGAGAUGGCAGUAUCUUCUAAUUCACGUCAUAUUGCACUUCUUUCGGAAUCGGGGAAGCUUUGGAUUGGAUCUUCAGAUAUAAGAAUGAAGUAUUGUGAAUAUGAUGCAAAGAGUCAAGUUAAACCAAAGCAGAUAUCAUGGUGUGGAACAGGUGCAGUUGUGCUUUUGUGGGAUAUGACCUUAGAAGUUGUGAGUGUAAAUGGUGAUGCAACAAGUUAUUAUCUUGAUUCUGCAUCAUAUCUUGUUCAGGAAGCUGAUGGAGUGAGGGUCAUUGGAAGCGUCUCUCAUGAUCUGUUACAGAAGGUCCCUUUAGUAGUAGCAGAGACACUUGGAAUCGGUUCUAUGGCCCCUGGUGCUUUGCUUUUGGAAGCAUCUAAGGGCUUUCAGGAACGGAACACAAGAGCAAAUGAUUGUUUGGGUAUGAUUAAGAAUUCUAUGGAAGAAGCUGUAUCGCAGUGCUUGCAAGCAGCACAACAUGAAUUUCGUCCGCAGACACAGAAAAUGCUCCUUCGGGCAUCAAUGUUUGGCAAAAGUUUCAUUCCAGAAAUUAAUCCUGAGCCGUGCAAGAAAGCUAUAUUUACUCUACGGGUUCUUAAUGCUGUGAGAGAUUACAGAGUAGGGCUGCCUCUAACAUGGAGCCAACUAGAACAUCUGACUCUCCCAGUGCUCCUAGACAGACUUGUUUUCCGCAGACUCUUUCCCUUAGCUUUGCAAAUAGCUGGUUUUUUAAAGCUACCGGAAUCUGAUGGUGCCUCACGAAUCUUAGCUCACUGGGCUUGUUACAAGGUUCUUCAACCAUCUCAAAAGAGUGAUGAACAAAUUGCCAAAGAAAUCAAUAGUAAGUUAGGAUAUACCCCAGGCAUAUCAUAUACCGAUAUUGCCAAUCGCGCUGACAGAGCUGGAAGAAAACAGUUGGCAGUAAAAUUAAUCGAAUAUGAAUGCCGUGCUAAGGAGCAAGUUUUAGUUCUCAUGAGACUGGGGGAAGCUCAGACAGCACUUAGAAGAGCAAUACAAAGUGGUGACACUGAUCUCAUCUUUACAGUGCUCGAUCAUUUACGACAGAAACUCCCUUCAGGGGAUUUCCUGAUGCUGAUAAGAGAUUUUCGGGUGGCCAAAUCUCUAUAUAUCCGCAGUUGUAGAGAAACUGAUACAGACCAGCUGCGGGAUAUUUUAGUCCAGGAAGAUGAUUUCCUUGGUCAAGCACUUCUUAGAGUCAAAGAAGCUUAUCAGUCAAAUAGAGAAGAUACAAGACAAGCUUCGUUACAAGGUGCUGCUGAACUCUUUCGGAAGGCAAAAAAUGAAAUGGCUUUUCAGAUGACUGAGGAGCAAAUAAGGCUUUUCAAAUGGCAGGUAAAUCUUGGAAAUUCAUGCAAUUCACAUAUUUUGAAAUUAUAGUUUAGA
Molecule: messenger RNA, 2175 nt
Organism: Macrobrachium nipponense
Lineage: Eukaryota; Metazoa; Arthropoda; Malacostraca; Decapoda; Palaemonidae
Product: vacuolar protein sorting-associated protein 16 homolog
Exons: 15
Coding region: 97-2169 (690 amino acids)
Biological process (GO): endosomal transport; vacuole fusion, non-autophagic; intracellular protein transport
Cellular component (GO): cytoplasm; lysosomal membrane; HOPS complex
Molecular function (GO): actin binding
Source: RefSeq, a predicted model, not a curated record